Messenger RNA from Nasonia vitripennis (jewel wasp), 7656 nucleotides. RefSeq names its product Down syndrome cell adhesion molecule-like protein Dscam2. The transcript has 27 exons. Gene Ontology annotation, molecular function: protein binding. NCBI's taxonomy places the organism in Eukaryota, Metazoa, Arthropoda, Insecta, Hymenoptera, Pteromalidae. Gene Ontology annotation, biological process: axon guidance; cell-cell adhesion. The coding region runs from base 694 to 6714 and encodes 2006 amino acids. Gene Ontology annotation, cellular component: axon; plasma membrane. The record is from RefSeq and is a predicted model, not a curated record.
UCUCGAACGCGAGAGAUAAACGAAAUAAACCGUCCGCUCGCGCGCGCACACAGCGGUCCGGGUAAUUGCGAGCGCGCGCGAACGAACCACCAGCACCACCCCCCGAUCCACCUGCCGACAUUUACGAGAGAGCGAGUGAGACAGAAAGGGCAGAGAUUGUGCACGGGGAGAGAGAGUGAGUAUAGGGUCGGCGAACCUCGCCGGCAGGGGGCGCACCGGCGAGAGAGAUAGAGAGCCGGUGCGAGAGAGCGGAUGCUGUGCGACGCUCCGGAGAGAGAGAGCUCUCAGUUCUGCGCGCGAGCUUCUCCUAGCAGCAGGUGGUGUGUGCGGGCGCGACCCCCCCCCCCCCCCAGAGAGACAGACUCGAGUGUUGCACGUCCAGGAUGUAUUAGAGACAGAGAGACUGGUAUCUACGGUCGAUCAUCGAGUGUGUGCCAAAAGGAACGAUCGGAGAGAGGAGAGGAAAAUUGCUCGCGACUCGACUCAGCUGCAGAUCCGGCGAUCGUCGCAUGCCACACACGUGACCGUCGCACUCUGAGGGGCCAUCGACGCGGAAGAAGCAACACAGACGCUCGCAGCACAUCGGACGCUCUCGCGGAGGAACUCUUUUUUCGGAUAAGAAACGAUGAUGCGCGCCGGAUUCUCCAGAGAUAAGCAUGAGCAAGCCGAAUCGACGUAACGAUCCAGGACAGGAUGGCCGGACGACCCGCGACUCAGUGCAGCCCGCUGAGGCUCGCGCUGCUCGUCGCCACUCUGCUGUCCUUCGUUCAUGGCAGAGGAGUGGUGCUGGACAGCCAGGGCCCGGUGCUGACGUCGGAGCCGCGCUCGUCGGUCGAGUUCUCGAACGACACGGGCGCGAUGGUGCACUGCUCGGCGAACGGCUCGCCGAUGCCCCGAGUCGACUGGCUGAUGGGCGACGGGACGCCUGUGCCGCCGAUAACCAACAUACGCGAGAUGCUGGUCAACGGCUCGAUGUACUUUUUGCCCUUCGGCGCGGAGAACUACCGGCACGACGUGCACUCGGCGGUCUACCGUUGCCAGGCCUCCAACAGCGUCGGCCGCGUGCUCGGACGCGAGGUCGCCGUUAAGGCUGUGGUGCGGCAGAAGUACGAGGUGCAGGUGCGCGACGCCUACGUCCUGGCUGGCAACACGGGUGUGCUGCGCUGCGAGAUACCGACCUUCGUCAAGGAAUACGUAUCCGUGACCUCCUGGGUCCAGGACUCGGCCUUCAAUAUUUAUCCCACGCCCGACAGCGAUGGGAAAUACCACAUGCUGCCGACCGGGGAACUUCUGGUGUUCUCGGUAACUUCGGCGGACGCGCACGCCAGCUACCGGUGCCGCACUGUCCAUCACGUGACUGGGAGCACAGUCGAAAGUUCCUCCUACGCUCAUUUGGUGGUUACCGAGCACCGGAAUCCAGUACCGCCCCGGUUCAACGAGCGCAUGAGCCCAGCCCCGGUGAAGACGGGUGACACUAUAGUGCUGUCCUGCAUAUCCCAGGGCAUACCCCCGCCGAUGUACCUCUGGUUCCGGGAGUCCAUCAGCGCCGGACCCGAGAUGAUAACCAACUCCGAGAGGAUCCACGCGAGGUCCGGUGUCCUGGUGGUGCAACAAGCCAGACUCGAGGAUGCCGGCAGGUACGUCUGCCACGCGAACAACACCGCCGGCUCCGAGAGGGUCGAGCUCGAGGUCUCCAUCAUCAGCGCGCUCACUAUCCGAGUGUCGCCGCAACAGGUGACGGUGGACCUGGGAAAGGACGCGGAGUUCCAGUGCUCGGUGCAGGGACAGCCACAGCCGACGAUAUCCUGGGCGAAGGAUGCCGUGCCCAUCAGGGAGGGCACCUCCAGCAGGACGAAGAUCCAGGGCUCCGGAGGCUCGGUUCUCCACAUAUCGAGCAUCACCAGGGACGACAAGGGCAUGUACCAGUGCUUCGCCAAGAACGACUACGAGAUGGUCCAGGCCACUGCUGAACUCAGGCUUGGAGAUGCGGCGCCCCAACUAGUUUACAAGUUCAUCGAGCAGACUAUACAGCCGGGACCUUCGGUGUCCCUCAAGUGCAUCGCCACGGGUAAUCCGACGCCGCACUUCGCCUGGACUCUCGAUGGCUUUCCUUUGCCCCAGAACGACAGGUUCAUGAUCGGCCAGUACGUGACGGUCCACGGCGACGUGAUCUCCCACGUGAACAUCAGCUCGGUGCGCGUGGACGACGGCGGAGAGUAUCGCUGCUCGGCGGUCAAUCGAGGCGGGACCAUACACCACGGUGCCAGGCUCAACAUCUACGGGCCGCCGCACGUCAGGCCCAUGGGCAAGUACGCCGCCGUGGCCGGGGAGACGACCGUCAUCAAGUGCCCCGUCGCCGGAUUCCCCAUCAGCAGCAUCGUCUGGGAAAAGGACGGGCAAGUUCUGCCGACGAGUCGACGGCAGGAGGUCUCGGCGAACGGCACGCUCACGCUCCACCAGGUCGACAGCAACACCGACCGAGGAGCCUACACCUGCACCGCUCGCAACCAGCAGGGAAGGUUCGACUCGCAAACUGUGCACAUCGAGGUCAAAGUGCCACCUCGGAUCGCGCCGUUCCACUUUAACGAGGACCUCUCGGAAGGUGUGCGCGCCCAAGUGACCUGCAUGGUCGACAUGGGUGACGCGCCCUUCGUGAUCAGCUGGUCCAAAGACGGUCAGCUCAUCCAGAGCUCGGACAAUUCGUUCGGGGCCAGUCGCUACGGGAGCCAACCGCAGCAGCACCAGCAGACACCGGCUGGACUGACUGUCAACAACAUGUACGGCCAUUCCAGCACGAUCAUGAUCGAGCGCGUCGCUGCCAAUCACACGGGCAACUACACCUGCCACGCGCGCAAUUCCGUAGCCGAGGUCUCGCACACUGCCGAGCUCGUCGUUCGCGUACCCCCACGAUGGCUGAUGGAGCCGCAGGACGUUCACGCGCCGGAGGGUAUGUCGAAGCUGAUCCUUCACUGCCACGCCGACGGUUUCCCGCCGCCGAGCGUCACCUGGCGCAAGGCUAGCGGCAGCAAGCCCGGCGACUACAAGGACAUCGCCGGACACGAGCACAGCCACGAUCCCAAGAUUCACUCGAAUGGCUCCUUGGUCUUUGCCAGGGUACAGGAGGAUCACGAGGGUUAUUAUCUCUGCGAGGCCGUCAAUGGAAUCGGGGCUGGACUGAGCAAGGUGGUCUACCUCACUGUCAACGCCCCGGCGCACUUCCCGGUGAAGCACGAGAACCGAACGGCCCGUCUCGGUUCCAACGCGUCCCUGCGCUGCGAAGCGAAGGGCGAUCACCCGUUAAAGAUCGUCUGGCGCAAAGCCGGAUCCCAGCUCGAACCAGCUGUCACGGACUACCGGUACAUGGUCAAGGAGCAGAACACCACAGACGGCGUCGUCUCUACCCUGGGUCUUCUCGGCACGACGAGGGAAGACAGCGACCGGUACUUUUGCAUCGCCAGCAACGCUUACGGAAGGGACGAGAUGACGAUACAUCUGUACAUUCAAGAGCCACCGGAUUUUCCGAGAAAUCUGCGCGUCAAGGAGAAGGGCAGUCGUUACAUAAAGCUCGGCUGGAGCAGUAGUCAGGAUGGCAACAGCCCGAUCACCCAGUACAUCAUCGAGUAUAAAACCGAGUCAGAAGUUUGGCACGACCAUACGUUUCACACUACGGUACCCGGGAGCCAGGAGCACGCCCACAUAAGCGGCCUCCGACCGGCGGUUACAUAUCAAUUUCGCAUUUUCGCCGAGAACGAACUUGGCAGGAGUCAACCCAGCGACAUUUUGGACGCGAUGACGGAGGGCGAGACGCCCGGCGGACCGCCGAAGAAUCUCAAAGUCGAGCCUGUCAGUUCGACGGAAUUGAAGGUAACGUGGGAUCCGCCGGUCGAUGAUUUAUGGAACGGCGAGAUUCUCGGCUACCACGUCGGCUACAAGGAGCAACGACACGGAGCGGAGUACAUGUAUCGAACGGUAGAAGGCCGGAUCUCGACGGCGAGCAUAGCCCUGGGCUUGGCGAGGACAGCUAUACCGGGACGACAGUGUCAAUUGUCGAACCUGAAGAAGUACACGCGCUACAGCAUCGUCGUUCAGGCUUACAAUGCCCUCGGCGCUGGUCCCAUGACGCCGGAGGUCGUCGCCCAGACCCUCGAAGACGUUCCGUCGAGUCCACCGCAGGACGUGAGGUGCACGCCUCUGACGUCGCAGUCGCUGCAGGUGACCUGGGACCCACCGCCCAACUCCAGUCUCAACGGUAUUCUCAAGGGCUACAAGGUCAUGUACGAGAACAUGAACGCGCUCACCGACAGCACCAAGGUCGAGACCAAGAGCACGACUGCGCUCAUCGUUGGACUGACCAAUCUCGAGAAGCACACCAACUACUCGGUGCAGGUAUCGGCCUACACCCGAGCCGGCGACGGCCUACCCUCAGCUCCGCUCUACUGCGUCACGGAGGAGGACAGGCCCGAGGUACCCGCGGGCAUCAAGGCAGUGGCUUCGUCGGCGACCUCGAUAAUAGUCUCCUGGCAGCCGCCGCUUCGCAGUAACGGUAUCAUCACUUCGUACAGCGUACACGUACGACCAGUAGGUCCUGACGGCCCCGACGGCAAGUGGUUCACGCGUAAUCUGCCGCCUCACAAGACGUUCUACCUCGCCGAGAACCUGCACAAAAAGAAUCAGUACGAGUUCAACAUAGCCGCUGUGACGGCGGUUGGUGACGGGCCGCGCACGCCCUCCAUCCUCGUCUCGCCGUCCAGCGAAGUACGGGCGGCCAUCUACUCGUUCGGCCAGAUCCUCGUGGUGCCGUGGAAGCAGGACGUGACGUUGCCUUGUCAAAGGGUCGGCAAGCCCGAGCCGACGGUGACGUGGAAACAAUGGGGUCAAGUUAUUAGGUUCGGAGCCUCGUCGAGGGUUACUCUCGAGAAUGACGGCUCGCUGCAGAUCCGAGAUCUGCACAGGGAAGACAGCGGCAAUUAUACGUGCUUCGUCGAGAAUCGCUACGGCUCCGAUAAGAUCACGCAUCGACUGACUGUGCAAGUGCCGCCAGCUGCACCAUUACUGCACGCGACGAGCGCGACGAGCAACUCGAUAAACGUGCAGUGGAAGAACGGCGACGACGGCGGUGCGCCGAUACGCGGCUACAUCCUGCACUUCAAGCGCGAGUUCGGCGAGUGGGAAGAGAUCAAGCUGUCGCACAAGAGCAACAGCUACCAGCUGUCGCAGCUCUGGUGCGGCACCAACUAUCAGAUCUACCUCACCGCGUACAAUCGCAUCGGUAUGGGCUCGCCCAGCGAGAUCGUCAAGGCGAUGACGGAGGGCAGCAAACCGGAUGACUCCCCAGCCAACGGAGGCGAAAAAUUCAUCACCGUCAACGUCUCGUGGAUCACUCUGCAUUUACAGACCUGGAACGACGGAGGCUGCCCCAUCACUUAUUUCGAGCUGGAGUACAAGAGAAGCGGCGAGGAACUUUGGACCUUCGUUUCGAACAAUAUCGAAGUGCAAAAGUCGUACACGUUGAGCGAACUGCAGCCAGGCACGACUUACGAGAUUCGCAUAAGGGCGCACAACAACGCUGGCUCGUCCCUCGCCGAGUACAAAAUCACGACGCUACAGUUACACAGCAGUUCCACAGUGCCUGCCCUCGACGUCGACAGAUUCAUACCCCAGCACACACCGGUCUACGCGGACAUCAAGCUAAUCCUCCCACUGGUGCUCAGCUCGUUCGCAGUCAUCGUCGCGGCUGGCGCAGUGUUUUACUGCUUUCGAAAAAGUAAGCACGGGCCUUUGAUGGGUGACUUAGGGAGCCUCCACGACGCGCAGACGGCCGCAGCAUUAGAUAAUAAGCAAAACAUGGAGCAGCGAGAGCAGUAUUACGCGACUGUGCGCAAGCCUCUGCGGUCGCCUAUACACGAGAUGGGUACGUUGGAAAGGAUACCAGAGUACUCCGAGGACAUCUACCCUUACGCUACGUUCCAGCUGAAGGAGAGCGUGCCCGCGGGCGGCGACAGCCGCUGCGACUCGGCUGCACCCCUCCAGACCUUCGUCUACCACGACCCAAGGCUUACCGCAGCUGACACACUCCAGCUGAGAGAGUCGGAUUGCAACCGGUACGCUAAGGUGCGCGGGGGCCGCUCGUCCUCUGCGCCGUUGCAUAAAGCAGCGCACAAGACGAGUCAGGGCAAGUCCGAGUCGGAGGAGUACGACACCCUGGGCUCGGACAGCGACACGGAAGUCGGGACCAGCAGCCGAACCGAGUCUUCCAAUCACCUCGUCGAUUCCCAUCACUCGGCCUCUGCGGCCGAUGCGCGCGUUCACAACUUCUUGUACCAUGGACCAGAAUCUAGCACGUCUACAGAACCCUCACCGAUUUUUGAGAGAAAAUCGUUUCCUGGAAGGGGAAGACCCAAGAUGCUACAGCUGGCGCGUUAUACCGGCGAGGAGGCCAGGUCAAACCAGCUCGUCGGUGGGUCAGCAACAGCAUCAUCCGGGCCCGGGCACCAGCAACACGGGGGGCCUGGCCAUCCCAAGCACCAGUCGGGCCCUCUCGUCCCGGAGCGUGACGGACCAGGCCACAACAUGUUCGUCCCCAAGCUGGAUCCACCCUCGGGGUUCUCCGACGCGCUUGAAUUGACCGACCCAGAGUACAACGAGCAGCAGCAGCAGCAGCACGUCGACCGCGCCGGCCAAAGGAACCUUCGCGACUUUGUCAUCGCGGUGUAAAUAAAACAAAAAAUAUAAUAAUAAUAAUAAUAAUACAAUUCAUCGUUAUACCAAAGACAAGAGCCAAACAAGAAUACACACACGAGAUAUGAUGUAUGCGAUAAACAAACGAAACUUCAAUGCUACUACUGCCCAAACAACCAUACCCCCCGUACACACUCAUCUACUCCUGCGCGCGCGCCUGGAUAAUCGUCGUUUACACACGUUAUAGAGGAGCGUAUUCUAAACGGUAUACACAAAACGAACAAGAGAAAAAAAAAGAAAAAAAAAAUAAAACACACGUAGCGAGUAUGUGCGAUUAUGUGAGAUGCGAGUGUAUGUGCUGUAUAUUGGAGGAACUGAUUAUAUUACGAUACGAGAGAGAAAGAAUUGUACGAUGUUUAAGUAGAUCUGGUCACUCCUAUUGAACGCUAGAGCUGCGCUUCGUUUCGUCGGCGAUGAUUCGAUACUUCGAUAUACUCUUAUCGUGUGUACACUUUAUUCGACACUAUUGCGUUGUACCUUACUCUUCCAUAUAGUGCUAAUAUAUACAUAUGCGACGGGACGAGCGAUAAACGAAGGAUGAUCUUUCUCGCGUGAUGAGAGUUUCGUGGGACUGGCCAUAUCUCGAUUAUAUAUAAGUGAACAAAGAAGUGAAGCAAGUUAUUGAUCUCGUUAGGCAAAGAUAAAGAAGAAGAGAGGAAGAAAGAAAGAGUGGCGAGAGAAAGAGAUGCGACGCAGGCCAUGAUCGUACGAUCUUCAAGGUCUUGGAUAUAAUUAAAUGAAUACGCGCCAAGUUGUCCUGUUGAUAUCGUAUACUUUAUAAUAUACAUAUUAUAUGAUGGAAAAAAAGUGAUUGUUCACCAAUGAGACUCGUACUCUUGCGUUUUCAAACGAUUUUAAAGAUUGUUUAUAUUCUAUUUACUUUGUAAAAUAUACAAGACUUAUUCAAAUUUGGAAAAA